AUGGCACUAAAAGGUUUAACAAAUAGCAAAAAAAUUAUCAAUAUUAUCAAUAAGUAUGGACACAGCUGUAGCUAUACCGUUUUAGAAGAACUAGAAACGGAAGCGACAUUUGGUUCAGCACAACAGAAUUUUGUUUGCCCUGAAGGUAUUAUCCGCUCAAAAAACUUAUGCACAGGUGUGGCAUAUGAUAAUUUCGAUAGGUUUGUGGAUACCUCAAGCGGCAAAGACACAUUGCAUGAUACCGUGGGUAUAAUAUUUCAAGAUAUUAGCAAUUUCAAUGAAAGUAAUUCUAAUAAUGUAAUAAUGAAUGUGGCUGAAGAAUCCGACAAUACACCUCAAGAAUUGAAUGAAAUACGUGAAGAAAUUAAUGAAGCUCCACAACAACAUCAGCAAGAAUUAAAUGAAACAACUGAUGAAAUUAAUGAAGCUCCACAACAACAUCAACCGUUAGGAAUAACACGAAGAAGGCGACGCACUUUUGAUGCCGUGACUUUUGAAAUUGAAUCAUACAACAAAAGGCCAAAAUUACGCGAAACUCUUGAACCAAUAACAAGCUCAUUACGUUUACAGAUUCCAACUUAUAUUUCAAAGUUUGAGCAUAUUGAUCUUGCUUGGAUACUUCGCCACUUUAUCGACAAACCCCGUAUACCGUCAUGGGUAGGAUUCAAUAGCAUUUUCCACGAAAGUACAAGUUGUAAGCAAAAAAUUGCAUAUCUGACAACAAUUAACUCAUCACCUACCAACUCUUCCGUAGUCCUGGAAACAAUGAAGCAGGCUCAACAAAUCGCACUUGAAUGUAAAGAACCUUAUAUGGAGAUAACAUAUGAUUUAGCAAUUGCUAAGGUCGCUUUACAGAUCAAAAGUACAGAAAAACCACGAUUUGAUAAUUUGUUUAUCCAUUUCGGGUCUUUUCAUAUUAUGAUGGCAUAUUUCAAAGCAGUAGUUUUCAUCAGUUUACUAUAUCAUGAAAAUUUAUUGAAAGUAAGCAUAACUCAUCCUGGAUUAGAAUUACAGUUUCAAAAAGGAUCCUAUGGAAUAAAAAGAACUGAUAAGCCAUUCUCGAGACAGCCAGUUGACCUAACAUUAGAGCAAACAAGCUUGGAGAAAAAUAUAGAAAUGAAUGCCCCUGAAGCAUAUAACGAAAAUGCAGUAAGAGGUACGAUUUUUGGUGAACAUUUCAAUAUUAAAAGUCGAGAUCAAGUACGACCAUCAAAUUUUACAAAUGAAUUGAAGAAUAUCAACUUCAAAAAUGCACUCAUCAAGUUUCUCUGUGAAGACUGGGAAAAUAAUUAUAUGGUUCCAUUCAUUGGUGUAAAGACAAUUUAUAUAAACUAUGAAUCCUGUCACAUGUACCAAGUACAGAAUGAAAAAAUGAUAAGAAGCAUAGUACCAGAAUUAGUCUGCUCAGCUCACGAAGAAGCUGAUACAAAAAUGGUCUUUCAUGUUUGUAAAACAGAUUUUGAUGCACAUGUCACCAUAAGAUGCUCUGACACUGAUGUUUUAAUAAUAUUGUUGAGCAAUAUGCAACAUAUUAGAAAGAAUGUACAAAUAAACAUUUUACAUGGAAGUGGUAAUACAAAGAGAUACAUAAAUGUAACUAGAUUAUACGAAGUUCUAGGAAGAGACUUAUGCUCAGCAUUACCUGGAUUUCAUGCGUUUACAGGAUGCGAUUUUAAUCCAGCAUUAUACCGACGAGGCAAAAUAUUUCCAUACAAAAUAUUGUCAAGUUCAGAAAAAUACAUAAAAGCUUUUUCAAAUCUUUCGGACUUCACCAAUUGUGAUAGACAAGAAGUUCUGAAAAUAAUUGAAGAAUUCGUUUGCAAAAUAUACAGCUUUAAAAGCAUCAAUGAUGUAAAUGUUGCACGAGUUGCUACAUUUACAAAAGUUUAUCAAAUGAAUUUAAAAACAGAUUUAUUUACAUUCAAAAAUACAAUCAAUGGAGCGACAUUUCCGCCAUGUAAAACGGAAUUAUAUCAACAAGUUCUGCGUGCAGCAUACAUAGCUCAUCUUUGGAGUCACGCUCAUUUAACAGUUCCAACAGCAUUUUCACCGACAGACUAUGGAUGGGAACAAAAAGAUGGGAAAUACGAGUUCAAAUGGUUUGAUGGUGAUCAACUUCCACCAAGUAUCCAAAGUGUCACAGGAGGUGUCAACACUACAGAUGAAGCAGAACGAGAAACAGAAGCUGAAAACAUCGAAAUUGAAGAAACUGAGGAACAGGAAGAAAAAGAAAAUGAAUCAGUUUUUGAUUCUUCUGAUGAUAACAGUGAAGAAACUGAGUAUGAAUCAGACUCUUCAGUGGAUAGUAGUGGUGAAGAUAUUAAUGAU
Molecule: messenger RNA, 2328 nt
Organism: Brenthis ino (lesser marbled fritillary)
Lineage: Eukaryota; Metazoa; Arthropoda; Insecta; Lepidoptera; Nymphalidae
Source: the annotation of a GenBank genome assembly